Molecule: messenger RNA, 1317 nt
Organism: Populus euphratica (Euphrates poplar)
Lineage: Eukaryota; Viridiplantae; Streptophyta; Magnoliopsida; Malpighiales; Salicaceae
Product: acetyl-CoA-benzylalcohol acetyltransferase-like
Exons: 1
Coding region: 1-1317 (438 amino acids)
Source: RefSeq, a predicted model, not a curated record
AUGAGGGUUGAAAUUGUUUCCAGGAAAUUCAUUACUCCGUCAUCUUCAACCACACCUCACCUUAGAAGCUGUGAAAUAUCGGCCUUGGAUCAGCUUCUUCCUCCAGUUUAUGUAGGAUUAACAUAUUUUUACCCGGCUGACGAAAACAUUCAAGGAGCCAAGCAUUCCGCAAGAGGAAAGCAGUUGGAGGAAUCAUUAUCCAAAAUCUUAACCCUCUACUAUCCGGUGGCAGGGAGAUAUGAUGAAGAAAAGCUGUUGAUCGAUUGCAACGACAAAGGGGUAGAAUAUUUGGAAGCUGAAGUAAGUGGACGACUCUCUCAAAUUUUAAAUGGGGAGUUGCAGCCUGAGCAGUUGAAUCAGUUUCUUCCGUAUCCUGUUGCAUCACCCACAAGUCCAUUAGUAGCUGUGCAAGUAAGCACUUUCGAGUGCGGUGGACUGGCUGUCGGCUUGCGCAUUUCACACAAGAUAUGUGAUGUAGCGACAUUAACCUCAUUUGUCAACGGAUGGGCAACAACAAGUCGAGUUGGUAUUGAUGAAGUGCCCCGACCAAGUUUUGCUCUGCCAUCCCUCUUUCCGACAAGAGAGGCAACUCAAAUCCUGAAAGCAACUCCAGUUAAAAAUGGAGCUAGGGUCGUGACAAGAACUUUUGUGUUUAGCAGGUCUGCAGUAGCCAACCUGCAAGUGAUUGCCAGAACAAGAGAUGAUGAUUUGGAAGGAGGGACAGGCCAACCUUCGCGAGUCCAAGUAGUGACUGCAAUUGUAUGGAGGGCUCUGAUUAAGGUGGCUAAACUUAAGCAUGGAUACCUGAGGCCAUCUGCCUUAAUUCAUGGAGUGGAAAUGAGAAAGAGGUCAGCAUUACCAAUACCACAAAAUUGUUUCGGAAACAUGUUGAGGGUUUCCAUAGCUCGAUUCGAGGCAGAUGAGAGCAAAAUGGGGUUGCCUGACCUGGUCAUUCCAGUAAGGCAGGCGAUAAGAGAUGCCAUUUCGGAUUGCAGAAACGCAAUAAGCUAUGAUGAUUUGUUGUUGGGAGCAGCAGGGAGUUUUAGAGAAUGGAAUGAGGAAGCAAGUGGAGGUGAGACAGAUGCGUAUACGUUUGCUAGCUGGUGUGGUUUCCCAAUUUAUGAAGUGGAUUUUGGCUGGGGAAAGCCUGCAUGGGUGAGCAGUCCCCAUAAACCAGUACCAGUGGUGAACUUGCUGGACACCAAAGAUGGUGGAGUUGAAGUAUGGAUGACUGCAGAGGAAAAGGACAUGAUCCUUUUUCAACAAGACCCUGAGAUUAUUGACCUCACUGAUUCUCAAUUGAAGAAUAAUGUCUAA